AUGACCCCCUCCCAUCGAGCUCUCAGGUCGCCGCUUCGAUCGCAGAAAGACGGCGAGCAGCCUCCAGAAGAAAACGGCGUGAAUGCCAAUUGCACCGGCACCCCGAGACACCAUGCUCGCCAUUCUAGGCAAAAUUCGGCGAACAGGCUCUCCAACAGCCGCUUCUCCAUCCACACCCUGGAUGAAAUCGACGGCAACACCCAGAGCAACCGCAGCAGCGUCACCAUCCGCCCCGCUCACGCCCAGGGCAACGGUCUUCCAAACGAAGGUGUUGGGCCCGCACCGGGCAUCGGUCUCCUGGAUGGCUUCGACUUUGACGACGCUUUGGUCAAGUUCGCCGCCGAACGUGAAAACUUCCUCGACGACCUCACCUUCAGCGCCGGCGCCAAGCUGCAAGCCAGGCCGCCAAUGGUCAACCCGCGUGCAGAGAGAAUCAAGGCUGAGGAUAGUGACCAGAGUGGGAGGAGAAGCCCGCUUCGGAACCUCGAGAGGAGCAUUAAGGGCAGCAUUCGUCGCAAGAUGAGCUUCAGGGACAUGAACAGCUCGCGCAGGCAGCCUGUCACACCGAGGGCGAACACGCCAGGCGCCGGCGCGAUACCUCGACAAGGCUCGAUUCGCACCACGAGACGCUUGAGCAACUACAACUCUGUGAUCCCACCGCCCGAACCUCUCAAUACCGACCCUAAUAUGCAUCCUCUGAAGCGACGCUUCGAGCCUGUCCUGCUCGACCGCUACCCAGCCAAGGAUGUUCCAGAAGAGACCGCGCGAAGGGGCAAGUUCCCUGAUUAUGUCCCCAUGUUUGCCUUCCCGAACGAUAUUCAAAUUGUCUCCUCCGACGACAGACCCCGCUCCACGUGGCAUGGCUUUACCAUGACCUCUGACGACAACUCCAAGAUUUACGGCAUCACCAUCAUCAUUUGGACGGCUCUGACGUCUGAUGUCGCGGAGGAGGUUGAGAAAAGAUGCGAGCAGUGGCGGCAGAGGCACAUGUCCAACGAGGAGCGCGAGCUGGCGGCGAGCUUAGGCGUCAGACUGGCUGCUGAGCGCGCGAACCUUUCAUCACUGCUAGCCAGGCUGCCUUCGGUUCCUUCAGGAUCCUCAGCACGAGACGCACUAGACGACCAAAUCAGCACCGUCGAGGAGAAGAUCAGUCUUAUGACGGAAAUGCUGAGGCCGCUCCGCCACGGAGCGGCUUCCAAAAUCGACGGCCUGACAGCAGGCGAGAGCGGUUUAUGGAGCCCCCGAGCGUACGGUAUCCUUGGCCGCGAUGUUACCCGGAUGGCCUUUUGGAAGGACUGGCUGAGGGCAGUGCUUGUUCCCAUGACGGAUGGCGGUGUGUUGCGAAUUCCGCCAAGCUCUCCCAAGGUGGGACGCUGGCAGCCUUUGGAACGAUACGUCGUCAACCUUUGUACCGAGGCCUUCAGCCCCUUGGGCUCCAAAACUCAGGUCGAAUUAGGCGUGCGAGAGCUCAAGUUGUACGCCAGGCAAGAUGCUGUCAACGAGAUUCCUGGCUCUCGAACUAUCGAUAUUUACGCCUUGUUCCGGUGUCUCUCACUCGACAACAUCGUGGCCCUCUUCGAGUACGCCAUGUCCGAGUCACGCAUCAUCUUCCUCUCAUCGCACACUGGCAUGCUCCAUCUUGCAUGCCAUGCACUUGUCAACCUGCUGUACCCACUCAAAUGGGCAAGCAUCUUCAUCCCUGUUCUUCCGGCACGCUUGCUCUCAGCUCUGGAGGCGCCUUGCCCGUACAUCGUUGGCGUUGAGCGCCGCUACGAACGUAUUGAGCUUCCAGAGGAUGACUAUGUAUUGGUGGAUCUUGACAAGGACACCAUCGAUGCAACGUCGCAACCGGUCCGCCUCCCGCGACAGCAUCGACGCAAGCUCCAUGCGCUCUUGCAGGUCGCGGCGCCGGCGAAAUUGCGGUACGGUGUCGCCACCGGCCCGCCGCCGUAUGCGAUGGAAUCAUUCCCAUACGAUGCCUUCUCCGCAGAGAACCCUUCGCUCUACAAUGAUCACACUUCACCCAGCACGUUGGCCCAGUGGGUGGCCCAGAAUUCUGCAACCUUUGGCGAGCCGAGCCCCGCAUCGGAAGUGAAACCGCCCAUUUUUAACGCUUUCCUACAUUCCAAAGUCGACCCGAAUAAACCAGACCGGCCCGGCACGAGCAAGUCAACGAGGACCAGCCCGCCUUCAUCUGUCUCGCCUGUCUCGAUUAACUUCCCGCCCAUGCCCACUACGCCGGUGUCAAGAAGCGACUCUGGCUUUGCAUUGACAUCGACGCUACGUGAGAAGCGAUCCCGCAACUUUGAUGAAAAGACCCGCCGCAGCUCUUCAUUCGGCGUUGACAAGCAUGGCCCUCUUCACCGACCCAGCAUUCCGUUUUUGAACGGUAACGGUCAUGCUCCAAGCAUGUCCAUCUCUGCAAUUUCGGUGGAUUCACAGCCGUACGCGCAGUCCUCGUAUGGUGGAGGCUAUGCUCCGUCCGCAUACGCGCAAUCGACUCUCGCGGCGUCGACGAUCAUGCCUAACAUGCUGAUCCAGCCCGUGUUCAACACGGAGACGACGGUGUGGGUGGAGGGGCACUGCUUCAACUGGGAAGAAGGCGCGCUCUCUUCUUCCUGCAGCGUCUGCGACGAUCGUGCCGAGGGCGAUGGGAUCUACAAGUGUUCUGGAUGCAGCGCCUUCGCUCACGGACGCUGUCUGGGCUGCGUUUCUCUGGCCUGCCACCAGAGCUUCUAUCCUGACAGGGUCAGAGCUGCCUUUGUGCGAUGCCUCGCCAGUCUGCUUUAUACCUAUCGGAAGCACCUCGGCCGGCCAUCGAAGGAUCAGAAGAAUAACGGUCGGAUGUACGCCUUUGAUAUGGACGGGUUCAUCAAGAGUCUCCCGUACGAUCAACAGGAAUAUGCCAACAUGAUGCGUGAAACACAAGCUUUCAACGAAUUCAUCCAUGAACGCGAGACCAAGCCAGGUACCACUGCGUCCAUUAGGUUUUUCGAUGAGAUCAUCAUGGCCAAGAAGGCACGGGGUCGUCCAGGAAUAGUAUCUGGGCUAUCGCGCCUGUCCACGAUCCGGUCGUCCCAUGGGGCCUCGAGCAACUCAUCUGCCUUUUCUCCGCCGUCGCGACUCAAGAUUCCGACGUACCUCAGCGACACGUCGGAUCACAUGUGGCGCACGGCGUCUGUGCCAGUCCCCAGUGCGAAGUUUCCAGGCGACUACCGGUCUAUUGUAACAAGAAUCCCCGCCAGGCUGGACACCUCGCUCAUGCGAGAACCUCGCGUCAUCCAGGGUGUGCCGCGGCCUGAACAACGCGGCACGCGGGGGCUGGUCAGGAAACAAGUCCCGAGCAUGCUGGGAACCUCGCCGACCAACUAG
Messenger RNA from Verticillium alfalfae VaMs.102, 3372 nucleotides. RefSeq names its product dDENN domain-containing protein. The transcript has 3 exons. NCBI's taxonomy places the organism in Eukaryota, Fungi, Ascomycota, Sordariomycetes, Glomerellales, Plectosphaerellaceae. The coding region runs from base 1 to 3372 and encodes 1123 amino acids. Gene Ontology annotation, cellular component: cytoplasmic vesicle. Gene Ontology annotation, biological process: regulation of Rab protein signal transduction. The record is from RefSeq and is a predicted model, not a curated record.